AUGGCACCCACGGGAGACGGAUGGACGGAGGUAAGGCACAGAAAAAAACCGGCGAAUCGUCGGAACGGAGAUGACAUCACAACCUAUUUCGUCUCGAAUAUUCCUAAUGGGGCUACGAAAGAUGAGUUCAGGAGAAUAUUCAAGCCAUUUGGGACGAUUUCUGACAUCUAUUUUGCCGUAAGAAAAGGGAAAAACGGGAAGAACUUUGGUUUCAUCCGUUUUGCUGGAGUCAAAGAUAAGAAGUUGAUGGAAGCAAAUAUGAAUGGUAUGCUAUGCAAAAAUAAUAAGCUGGAGAUAAAUAUUGCAAGGCAUGAAAGACCAGGGCAAAUGCCGCCAAUUAGAGAUAUGAGAAAGGGGGGAAAUCUUCAUGACCCGAUUCCAAUUAAUGUCAGAGGUGGGUUCACUAGUAGCAGAUCCUAUGCAGAAGUUGUUGGUGCUGGUACAAAAGGUAAUAUUCCCCCACAGGAAAUGUCACCCAAACAUGCACAUAUUCGGUUGGUCACUGAUGAAAGGAUGGUGCGUUGGAUUAAUGGGCAUAUGCUUAUUAGGGAAGUAAAGUCAUUAGAUCAUCUUGGUCAUCUUUCGGUGUUACUUUCUACUCACAGCGACAUGGGAAUGAAGGUCAAGUAUGCUGGAGGAAUGAAGGCAAUUCUUGAGUUUGGCUCAUCGGUUAUGGCUAAGGAUUUUUUGAAGAAUGACAGUAAUUGGAAGAACAUAUUCAACUACAUCAGGAUGGGUGAGGAGACUGACUACAGGUUUGAACGUGUAGCAAAUGAAAAGAAAAAGAUCAAUGAAGAAAUAAGGGUUGAGGCUGGGGGAAAAACCUUCGAUGUUGGGGUGGUUGAAUAUGAAGACAAACCAUGGUUUCCCUUCCGGUUUAACAACAUUGAACAACCAUACGAGUACUAUUCAGACGCUAAUGCUGAUCAUGAAUCGGAAGUGGCUGACUCUGAUAAAGAUGAAGAGAUGGUCAAUUCUGAAGAUGAAGAGGGUAUAUCAGAUACUUGGAUAGAUGACAUUGAAGAUGGCAAAAUAGUCGGUGAUGGUAAUAAAAAAAUAGACUCAAGGAACCGUGGUGGAGCCGGAGAUGUAACCUCCUCCGGUGUGCAGAAAACUGUCACUGAUUCUUCCCAAGCGUCUCCGGCGAUCUUGGAAACCCAACAGCCUGGCGUGCAUUCUAACGAAGAGGUAGCUGCUCCGCUUCUUGAUGAAACUGUGAUAAUAAAUGAUAAGAAAACAUGUGAUAAAAAGAUUAAUGAAUACGGUCAGGUCACGGCUGACUCAAACAAACCUGUUGACUGUAACAUGGAGCAAACAUCAUUGGGCUUACCACGGCCCACCUCCUUCCCUCCACGUUUAGCCCAGUCUGGUUGCUUUGGUCCAUUCCCUUACACCAGGUCAACCCCUUCCCCCAACGAUCAAGCCUCUCAAUUACAGGGAAGUAUCAAUGAUCGAUCGUCCAGAAAAAACGGCGUACUCAAGCUCUCUCUCCGUCAAGAUAUACAUCGUUACCAGUCAAAGCCCUCUUCAUUGGUGGAGAGGCGAAUACUUCAGAGCUACAGGCUCUCCGACCUAAUGUGGAGCCGACAUCUUCCCCCAAACCACCAGAUUCUAACAAUUUGUCGAAAAUCAGUGAAAUUGAAGUAA
Molecule: messenger RNA, 1647 nt
Organism: Lactuca virosa
Lineage: Eukaryota; Viridiplantae; Streptophyta; Magnoliopsida; Asterales; Asteraceae
Source: the annotation of a GenBank genome assembly